CAGCGCGUUCAUGCGUGAGGCACAUGUCGCCUUCAGUUCGGUAGUGCAUGUCUGAGAUUCUGCACUAUGACCCUCACAGAGUCAUGGGCGUUUUUAGGCUGAAACACACCGGACUUCUCGCUACCGAAGUGCACUGGGAUAACUAACAACGAGGGCCGAAUUAGGCUAUUAAUCGCUAUUUGACGUGUUCUGUUUCAACAUGACCAAUGGGAACGACUUCGUGGAGCUCGAGGAGUGCAUCAGCAAUCCGGGCUUCACGGAACAUGGCGCCGAGGAGUCCCGGGACUCCACAGAGAAGAACCGGGGAACGACCGAGGAGAACCGGGAGUCCACCGAGGAGACUCGGGACUCCACCGCUACGUCCGUUGAUCCAACAGGUGGAGGGCAGCAGGACGCUUGUACCGAGUACACGCAGAUCAAACCGUACGCCGGGAUGCCCAAAGAGGUGCUGCUGCUUUACUCCAGCCAGGCCCGGUACCGAGUCCCCCGGCAGAUCUUGUUCUGGCUCCUGAUCCUGUGCGUCCUGGCGCUGGUUGCGCUGACCAUCACGGUCAUCGCGCUGUCCCCGCCGUGCCUGGGCUGGUGGCGGGCGUCUCCGCUCUACCAGAUCUACCCCCGCUCCUUCAGGGACUCAGACGGCGACGGCGUCGGGGACCUCAAAGGUAUCAUAGAGCAGCUGUCUCACUUUGAGUACCUGAACAUUAAGUCGGUGUGGAUCAGCCCCUUCUACCGCUCGCCCAUGAGGGACUUCGGCUACGACGUGGAGGACUUCCGCGAGGUGGACCCUGUGUUUGGGACCAUGCAGGACUUUGAGGAGCUCCUGGCCCAGAUGCAUAACCGAGGAUUGAAGCUGAUCAUGGACUUUAUUCCCAACCACACCAGUGACCGCCACCGCUGGUUUAACCUGAGCCGCAGCAGAGACGAGCACUACAAAGACUACUACCUCUGGACUGACUGCAACGCAACCGCACCAAGGCCCAAUAACUGGGUGAGUGUGUUUGGUAACUCUUCGUGGACGUAUGAUGAGGUUAGAGGCCAGUGCUACCUGCACCAGUUCCUCAAAGAGCAACCCGACCUCAACUUCAGAAACCCUCAUGUCCGCCGGGAGAUGAUUGACAUUCUUAGGUUCUGGCUGGAGAAGGGAGUGGAUGGGUUCCGCAUGGCUGCAGUGAAGCGGCUCCUGGAGGCCUCACAUCUGAGAAGCGAGCCCCUUACCGACCCCAGCAAACCCCCGGAGGCCUUCCCAUCACAGUGGGAGCUCCACCACGACUACACCACCAGCCAGCUGGGGCUCCACCAGCUGCUGCAGGAGUGGAGGGCGGAGAUGGACGUGUAUAGCCGGGAGCCAGGCAGAUAUCGGUUCAUGGUGACAGAGUCGUAUGAUCACGAAGAGGUGGACAAGACCAUGAUGUACUAUGGUAGCCCGCUGGUUAAAGAGAGCGACUUCCCCUUUAACUUCUACCUCCUGGACCUGCCCCGCAACCCCAGUGGCUUGUGGGUCCAGCAUCUGGUGCUGCUCUGGAUGAGCAAUAUGCCCGCUGGACGGUGGCCCAACUGGGUGGUUGGGAACCACGACAACGGCCGCAUCGCCUCCAGCGCUGGGCGGGGCUAUACGCGCGUCAUCAACAUGCUGAUUCUCACCCUGCCCGGCACACCCACCACCUACUACGGAGAGGAGAUCGGCAUGGAGAACAUUAACAUCCCACACAGCCAAAUACAGGACCCGGCCGGCAAAUACAACCCGAGUGCUGGCCGAGACCCCCAGCGAUCCCCCAUGCAGUGGACUGGGGACAUGAACGCAGGCUUCAGCAACGUCACAAACGCCACCUGGCUGCCUGUCCAUCCUGACUACAGCAGCGUCAACGUGGAGACCCAGAAGGCGGACAGCGGCUCGGUCCUGGCUCAGUACCGCCUCCUGAGCCGCCUGCGUCAGUCGGAGCUCCCACUGCAGCGCGGCUGGUUCUGCCCCGUCCACGCUGACACCAACGUCUUCUCCUUCCUCCGGGAGCUUGACGGCCUCGACCACGCCUUCCUCGUCCUGCUCAACUUUGGCAAAGAGGCCACCGUCACAGACCUGUCGGCGGUAGCCGAGCUCCCUGAUUGGCUGACGGUUGUCAUGACCACGGCGUCCGGGGCCGGUGGCAGGCGGCUCCCCAAGGCCUCCCUACCGAGCGAGGCCGGGGAGGGCCUGGUGCUGCAGUACUCCAGCGGGCGGCGCUACCACGCACGGCCCGACGCGCGCUGCUUCGUCUCAGAGAAGGCCUGCUACCUGCGGGUCGUCAACCUGCUCUAUAAAUGCUAGCACCAGAUGCCAUGGCAACGGCGGGCUACUUAUACUUAGUAUAUGCUACACGUGAACCUCCUAAGAUGGCGCAAUUUCAUUGGUUCGCUAUCGCGGGAUCAUGGGCAAUAUCCCAUGAUUGAGAUCUCAAACUCGGGAUAUUUUUUUCAUAAUAAAAUGUCCCGCUUUGCAACGCUAAUAAGACAAAUAAACCGCAAAAAAGUAAAUACAAAAUCCCGGCAAAAAGUUGUAUCUUAAUUAUUUUUUGAGUGUUCACGUGUAGUAUAUACUAAAACAAUUAUUCACCUCAGGCUGCGUGAAUAGUGGGAAAUAGCUAUUCCCCACUAUUCACUUUGCCUUUGGCGAAUAACUGUUUAAUAGUCAAUGGAUAGAAGAGAUGUGAGGCACAUGUAAUGCUUAACUGGACCCAAAUUGAAAGCACUCAAUUUUUUUUUUUAUUACUUUAAUGUAAAAAGAAUAGUCAUUUCUGUUUGAAAAUUCAGGUUAAAGGUCCCAUGACCUGCCAGCAGGUGUGGUGUGAUUAGCCGUUACAUGCCGUUUUAAAAAUCGGUCUCUUAUGAAAUCACACGUGGGCGUGUUUACCUAGAUGUGUAACGGAUAGAUGAGCAACAGUUGCUACAGUCCAAUGGAUAGGCUGGUAGACUGAUCUAUCCAGUACAUAGCUAGGUGAACACGCCCACCUGUGAUGUCAACAGAGACAGAUUUUCUUCUUCGGCUUGUAACAGCUAAUCACACCACACCUGGUGGCAUGUCAUGGUACCUUUUAAAGAAAAAGUUCAUUGUACAACCUACAGAAUAAAGGCUACCACUGGAUAA
Molecule: messenger RNA, 3118 nt
Organism: Gadus morhua (Atlantic cod)
Lineage: Eukaryota; Metazoa; Chordata; Actinopteri; Gadiformes; Gadidae
Gene: slc3a1
Product: solute carrier family 3 member 1
Exons: 11
Coding region: 200-2302 (700 amino acids)
Biological process (GO): carbohydrate metabolic process; amino acid transport
Source: RefSeq, a predicted model, not a curated record